Eutrema salsugineum is the source of this 1153-nucleotide messenger RNA. Its product is annotated as probable carboxylesterase 6. The record is from RefSeq and is a predicted model, not a curated record. Gene Ontology annotation, molecular function: hydrolase activity. The transcript has a single exon. Bases 29 to 1039 code for a protein of 336 amino acids. Lineage: Eukaryota; Viridiplantae; Streptophyta; Magnoliopsida; Brassicales; Brassicaceae.
CAAAUCGCACUUAAAAAAUCAGAAAAAAAUGGGAGCCACCACAUUGACCCAUGAGACCACCAUUAACCCUAAUAACACCAACAUUGAUCAUGGACCGGUCGUAGACGAGCUGGAUGGCCUUAUUAGAGUAUACACAGACGGCCACGUGGAACGACCACAAUUCGAGCCGUGUGUGGGUCCCUCACUACCCCUCGAGCUCGGUGUGGCUUGCUCUGAUGUUCACAUAGACAAGUUAACCAACGUAUGGGCACGUCUCUAUGUCCCUAUGCUGACCAAGACUUCGGUUUCUAAACUUCCUUUGCUUGUCUACUUCCACGGUGGAGGUUUCUGCAUCGGCUCGGCUUCUUGGUCGUGUUACCACCAGUUCUUGGCCAGACUAUCGGCUAGCUCACGGUGCUUGGUCAUGUCAGUAAAUUACCGUUUAGCCCCUGAGAACCCUCUUCCAGCAGCUUACGAAGAUGGAGUCAAUGCAGUUCUUUGGCUCAACAAAACAAGAAACGAUAACUUGUGGUCCAAGCUAUGUGACUUCGGAAAGAUAUUCUUGGCCGGAGACAGCGCCGGAGGAAACAUUGCGAACCAUGUCGCUGCAAGAUUAGCAGCCUCAGACGAUCUCAUAAAGCCAUUGAAGAUAGAAGGAACGAUCUUGAUCCAGCCUUUCUUUGGCGGGGAGGCGCGUACGGAGAGCGAGAGGCGCGUGGAGAACAACAUGAAGAGCUCGGUGCUGACACUUGAGGGGUCGGACGCGUGGUGGAGGCUGGCUUUGCCACGUGGCGCAAACAGAGAGCAUCCGUAUUGUAAACCGGUGAAGACGAUGAUCAAGAUGGUGAGGACGCUGGUGUGCGUGGCGGAGAUGGAUGUGCUGAUGGAUAGAGAGAUGGAGAUGUGCGAUGGUAAUGAGGAAGUGAUCAAGCGCGUGGUGUACAAAGGAGUUGGUCAUGCGUUUCAGAUUCUUGGUAAGUCUCAGCUUGCUCACACCAUGACUCUUCAGAUGUUGUGCCACAUCGACGCUUUCAUCCACCACUAUCAUCCCUUUAAUUAGUUCUCUAUUUGUAUAAACUUUGUUUGUUUGUUUGUUUGUUUAUGUUAGCUCUAAAAUUGUUGUAUCUUAAAUACUAAAAUGUUUUUUUUGUGUGUUAUAGUUUCAGUCUGGAUC